UACUCGGCAGUUCGGCACUCGGCAUUGAACCGCAUGCAGUGAUAGUAUUAAAUUUUAACUGAUAACAGGCGGCCCAGACUGACUUAACAAUCCAACGAAACUAAAAGUGAUAUCCAAAUAACUUUAAUCAAAUAGUAAAAAAAAAAAUAAUCUUAUCAAUUUUGAAUUGAUUGCCAAAUAAUGUCGAAAUCAAAAAAAGUCCGAUCCAGUAUCAUUAGUUCGUCAAUCGUACUUGGAGCUAUGGGUAUUCUAAUAUCAAUCCUUCUAUUAUUCCUAUGCACAAGUUCAUUCGAAUUCGAAUCCGAUACAUCGACAGCCAACAUUCAGUUUAUCAGUGUUAUAUUUCGACAUGGGGAUCGAACUCCAACCGAAACAUAUCCAAAUGAUCCUUAUAAGGAUUAUCCAUGGCCUGAUGGAUGGGGUGCGCUUACAAAGAUGGGUAAAAAUCAAUUGUACGUUGCUGGACAACGUUUACGGACAGGAUAUCGUCAUCUGAUUAAGGAUAAUUAUUCUCCUGCGGAUGUUUACGUGCAGUCCAGUGAUUCGGAUCGAUGUCACAUGAGCGCUGCUGUCUUUUUAGCUGGAUUAUAUCCACCGAAAGGAAAUCAAUUAUGGCAUGAUGACAUAUUUUGGCAACCAAUUCCAAUACAUUCGUAUCCAAAGCCAUUAGAUCAGACACUGGCAAUGGGUAAAUUAUGUACGAAAUACAAUAAAGAAUUAAACGAAGCGUACCAAUCAAAAGAAAUCCAAGAAAUUAAUAAAAAGAAUGCGGAUGUUUUUGAGCAUAUCAAUAAACAUGCUGGCAAAAAUUUUACAACAAUAACUGAUAUCGAAUUCUUCCAUACAACAUUAGAGAUUGAAGAAAAAUAUGGUUUAAAAUUACCAAAUUGGACGGCAGUUGUGUAUCCCAAUCGUACGUUACCAUUGAUGAAACAAAGUUUAGCGAUUUUUUCAUAUACACCGUUCAUGAAACGUAUUCGAGGCGGUUCCUUCAUCAAAGAAGUGAUUAACAACAUGAUUCUGAAACGUGAUGGCAAAUUAACACCGAAUCGUGAUUUGUUCUUGUAUUCAGCGCACGAUAUCACUUUGGUUCAUGUCUUCCGUACCUUGGGUUUUGAGGAUUUAUUUAAACCUGAAUAUGGGGCUACACUUAUUUUUGAAUUGUCUAAUAUUAUUAAUAACACCGAUUCAGAAGUCAAUUUAAAAUUCUUCAACACAACGGAACAAAUGAAACCAACAUUUUUGAAAAUACCAAAAUGUGGUGAACCUUGUUUUUUGAAUAAUUUUGUGAAAUUAAUGACUCCAUCAGUUCCUGCUGAAUUCGAUGAAGAAUGUGAAAAUAACAAAUAAAUUUUCCUAUUACCAAAGACUUCCAAAGAAUCAUCAAUUUUACUAUUUUAAGACUUAAUUUUUAAG
This is a messenger RNA of Chrysoperla carnea, 1416 nucleotides long. Its product is annotated as lysosomal acid phosphatase-like. The transcript is spliced from 5 exons. The record is from RefSeq and is a predicted model, not a curated record. Bases 181 to 1350 code for a protein of 389 amino acids. Gene Ontology annotation, molecular function: phosphatase activity. Lineage: Eukaryota; Metazoa; Arthropoda; Insecta; Neuroptera; Chrysopidae. Gene Ontology annotation, biological process: dephosphorylation.